Liolophura sinensis is the source of this 5815-nucleotide messenger RNA. Its product is annotated as transportin-3-like. The record is from RefSeq and is a predicted model, not a curated record. Gene Ontology annotation, biological process: protein import into nucleus. NCBI's taxonomy places the organism in Eukaryota, Metazoa, Mollusca, Polyplacophora, Chitonida, Chitonidae. Gene Ontology annotation, cellular component: cytoplasm.
UACCGCCUGGCGUGCGGAUUUUGUAUAAAGGUUGAUUUUGGACAGGAGGCAUCGUAACAGAGUUCAGUCUUGUCAUGGAGAGCGUUCCAACUAUCGAAACUGUGCAACAAGCACUCCACGCCCUGUACCGAAAUCCCGAUGUUGUUGGAAAAGAGAAGGCAUCAGUUUGGUUGGGUGAACUGCAGCGAUCGGUUUUUGCUUGGCAGGUAGCCGAUCAAUUGCUCAGACUCAAUCAUGAUCUGGAGUCCUGUUAUUUUGCUGCUCAGACUAUGAGGACAAAGAUUCAGUAUGCUUUCCAUGAAUUGCCAGCUGCAUCACAUCAGUCUCUGCGUGACUCUUUGCUUGACCAUGCAUCAAAAGUUACAGUUGACACACCUCCCAGUAUUGUAACACAGCUAAGCCUUGCUUUAGCUGACCUGGCACUGCAAAUGGCAUCAUGGAAAGGAGCACCAACAGAUUUGAUUCAAAAAUUUGGAAACAGUAUUCAGAACCUGCCAUUUUUGUUGGAAGUGUUAACAGUAUUGCCUGAAGAGGUGAGACAAUUAAUAGUCGUUCCCCUUCGACUAGGUGCAAACAGACGAAAAGAUAUCACAGAAGAGUUCCAGUCUGCUUCACCUGCCGUUCUUCAUUUACUGGAGGCGUGUCUGGAGAGCUGUCAAUCAGACCCCAAGAUCCAGGUGAAGGUGUUCCGAUGUUUAGGAAGCUGGUUUGGGAUAGGAGCUGUUCCCCAGAACAACACCAAACUUCUCAUGGCACCUUUCCAUAUUUUGUCUCUAUGUCAGAUGUCCCACCAGUGUACUAGCAGCCUGCAUGAAGCUGCCACAGAUUGUAUCUGCAAUGCUCUGUAUUGUGCAGAGGAUAUCACAAAUAACCUUCCAUUGGCUGAGCUGUUGUUACAAGGGGUGCUGUCCUUGGUGGAAGGAUAUCAGAUGUCGGUUGCUGAAGAGGAUAUGGAUAAAUCUGUGAAUUACUGUAGGAUUUUCACCGAGAUGGCAGAGUCAGUGUUAGAAAGUUUAGUGUCCACCCCCACCCAGGGACUAGGGGACUUCAGAAUACUAGAACUGCUGUUAACAUGUGUGGGGCAUCAUCAGUACGAGGUAGCUGAGAUAACCUUCAACUUUUGGUACAGACUGUCAGAAGACCUGUAUCAGAAGAAUGAUGAGCACAUCACGUCCUUAUUCAAACCUUUUAUACAGAGAUUAGUCAUAGCACUCUGUAGACACUGCCAGAUUGAUCCAGACCAUGAAGGUGUACCAAACGAAAGUGAUGACUUUUAUGACUUCAGGAUAAAGUCCUCCGAGCUCAUCAAAGAUAUUGUGUUUAUUGUUGGUCCUCUUUCAUGUUUUACUCAUAUGUUUGAAAACCUUAAAGCACCUUCAACAACGUGGGAUAUGUCAGAAGCUUCUCUGUUUGUCAUGAGUGCUGUUGCCAAAAACAUACUGCCAGAGGAGAAUGAGAUUGUACCUCAGGUGAUCCAGGCUAUCCUCAGUCUUCCAGAGAACACCCACAUCGCUGUCAGACACACCAGUAUACAGCUGAUCGGCGAGCUCUGCGAGUGGAUAGAACAUCACAAACAAGUGCUAGAACCAGUGCUACAGUUCCUUCUGAGCGGUUUACAGAACCCACAGCUGGCCACCGUGGCAGCCACUUCGCUACAGAGCGUGUGUAGCAUGUGUCGUGAUCAGAUGACAGACCAUUUCACAGGGCUCAUACAGAUUGUACAAGCUGUAGACUCCUUCAGUGUCUCCAAUGAAGCUGCUUUGGGUCUUCUUAAAGGUACUGCCACCAUAUUGGGAAGGAUGCCCCAUGACAAAGUUACAGAGGGUCUCAAACAACUGUGUUCAUUUCAACUUACACCUCUACAAAAGCUGCUGGAAGAGGAGACAGGACCACCUACAAAAGAUAAAAACAAAGAUCCCACUGUGUGGCUAGAUAGAUUAGCCGCCAUAUUCAGACAUACUAAUCCCACCAUUAACAAUGGCCAAAUCCAUCCCUGUCAGCCUGUGAUACAAGAGGUUUGGCCAGUGUUGUCAGCAGCCUGUGAGAAGUAUCAGGCAGACGUCAGAGUGAUAGAGAGGUUUUGCCGCUGUGUACGAUUUGCUGUCCGCUGUGUGGGGAAAGGAUCGGCAUCGUUAUUAACUCCCUUAGUUUCACAGAUGGUAACACUGUACCAGUCCCACCAACACUCUUGUUUCCUGUACCUGGGCAGUAUACUUGUGGAUGAGUACGGUGGGGACCAGAGCUGUGUGCCAGGCUUACUGGAGAUGUUACAGGCUUUCUGUGUACCCACGUUUAAAAUCUUAGAAGAACCGAAUGGUCUAAGAAAUCACCCAGACACAGUUGAUGAUCUGUUCAGAUUAGCUUUACGGUUUACCCAGCGCUCCCCAGUCUCCUUCCUCCAGUGUCCGAUGGCUAAACCCAUCCUGUGUUGUGCAAUAGCUGCUGUCUCUCUGGACCAUAGGGAUGCUAAUGCUUCCAUCAUGAAGUAUUUGACUGACUUCAUCAAAAGUGCCAGGGAUAAUGAGGACAAAGCUGACUUCGAGUGCCGGCAAGGUCUGGUGUUGUCCAUGUUACAGGAGCACGGACAGGCACUCACCCAUGCCCUCCUGCACGCCUGCAUCUUCUCCCUGCCCUCCUUCAUGAUGGCUGACAUCGCCGAUGUCAUGUACGAACUCAUGCUCAUUGACAGACCUAUUUUCUGUAAGUGGUUAGAAUCGUCCCUGAAGAGUUUACCGACAGAGAGUAGCGGAGGCUCUGUGACAGCCACUCACAAGCAGCUCACAGAUUUCCACAAGUCUGUUACAAGUGCUGAAACCACCAAGCAAGUCUCCCAUGCGUUGAGGGAUUUCUCCGCCUGUACAGAUGAGAUUGACCUCUGUCCCUUUGUAGAUAGCCAAAUGUUUUAGCCGUGUGUGUUAGUGUGUUGUCGAUCGUGUGGGUGGCCGAGAAUUGCCAGAAAAUUGUGAAACUGCGAAAUACUCAAAGAAUGCCUGAAUAGCCCCACAGCCAACAGAAUGCCCAUGUUACAGCCACGUGAGGAUGUUCUCAAACAUGAAUGGAUUUCAUUCAGAAACUUUCAGUUGUGCAAUACUAGUCAGAAAACCUGCAUCUGGACUUAUACUCUAGUAUUGAAACAGCUUUCUGGAUGUAAAAGUAGAAUUGCGAGCAGUAGUGUCAUGUCAGUUGACGUGUGUGCUGGGACAGCUGUGUCACCCUAACCAUUGUUGCUGCUGGAGUUCAGUACAGCCUCAAGUACAUUGUGGUGAAGCUGUACCGCACAGUGCUCAGGGACUAAACAUUACUUGAAUACAGUAUAACAGCUGUAGUGAUGACAAAAAUGAAAUGUUUUCUCCACAAGUACAGUUGUUAUUCUGUUGUUUUGUUAAGGACACAUAAGUACUUAUGCCAAUUAACCAGUUGUAAAACUUGGCAUUUUCUUGGUUAUUUCACAUAUGUACCUCUUUUCAAACAAAAGCCUCGUGUCUAAUAUGCUAGGCAUCGGGACAUGAUAAGGUGCACGACUUCUGACAGCUGGCACUUGAGGCAAGUUUAAGUUCUGGCCUUGGGACAGGACAUUUCUCCAUUCCCUAUUCUCACUGUUCAUGGAGAUUUCAUGACAACAAGCUGUCGAUGAAUUCGUUUUCGUAGUGUUCAGUAAAAACCUCAAAUAUUGCAUGUAAGCUUGUACAUUGUGACUUGCCCCAGGGGUUUAUGGUUUACCCCAGGAAACUUGUCUAUUCCACCUAUAAAACUGAUGUCCAUUAUAAAUAAAUAAAUAAAUAAAUAAAUAUAAAUCUGCUACUUUAAAUCUUAGCUCAUCACUGAAACAAAUUCUUAGUACUUGUUAUGAAAUAAUAGUCAUAACAGUGUUGUGUUCUUCUUACUAUUUACUUGUAAAUACUUGUGUCAAGCUGAAGUUUGUCAUACUUAUUUUUCCAGCUGAAAAUUUUUCAGAUUCUUGAAAUUUAAAGGGUAAACCCAUCACUGAGAGGCAGUUAUUUGAAAUCCUUACAAAUGGUUUUGGAUACCUGGAUGUGGGUGAAUUCUUGGCUACUCCAUAUAUAGAAAGCUAGGCAUGCUGGAUGUAUUGUAUCAGAGGGGAGCUAUCAGUGGCAUAUUGAACACCACCCUGCCUGUUGUUGACAUUCUUAAUAUUCUCAUUGUGACUGUUGAUAUUGUGUAUGUAGACAUGAAAGAUGAUGAGUGCUGAUCCUGCGUGUAAAUAGUUUGUACAUAAAUGUAUGUCUUAUGUUGCUACAUUUCUUGAUUAUUUGCAGCCUUCUUCAGUGUGUGUGUACUGAAAUUAAAGUUAAAUAGACAGCUAUUAUUUUUGUCAGUUGUUUUGAAGUGGCAAUACUUGCCUUAAUGUUGUAGCAGUGGGAAAAUGAUCUUAAAAUACUUCCCAUAAUGUUGUAACAGUGGGAAAAUGAUCUUAAUAUUUUGUAUGACACACCCAUAUUUGUACUUGUAUGUGAGUGAGGUGAAUACUGGAACAUGGCAAGCUGAAGAGGUGUUUAUUUUAGCUCCUCAUGAUGUAUUGGGUGAUAUUUAGCCCUGAAACAGGACUGAGUAUUUUAUUAUUUAUAGCUCUCAGCUGUACAUAACAAAAUAAUAUAAAUGUACUCGGUCUUGUUUCAGGACUCGGUGAUAUUAUACAGUUUACCAUUCACCAUAUAAUGGAAUACCCAAUGUCUGAUUUUUGCCAUUAUUUGAAUGUCUAGUUUUAGUACUGUACUUACUGAGAUGUAGUGGGUGUAUUUUUGCAUAAGCCAAUCUCAUCAUAAACAAAACUGGGCUAAUUUUUUGUAUCUUUACAAUGCACCACGUCUUUCCUGAUGCAAAAUGUAUGGAAUACAGAUCCUGUAGCCUGUAAAUUGAGUACAUUUAUAUGGAGCCACAAGCUGUUGGCUUGAAUUUACUUCACACAGACAAGCAAGUUUUGCACUUUGUUCUAGAAUCAUUGAAUAUACUUAUAAGCUGUAGUGUUUGCAUGACUAAAAUUUGCUUUAUGGAGAGGACUUACGUGCUACUCUGUUCAUGUAUGUACACAAACACCGUGUUUUCCCCUGGAGAGUUGUAGUAUCAUGUAAAUAAAAACCUGUAUGCUGAUGGCUUGUUUGGAAUGUCGAAGGUCCUAAGGCUAGGUAUGGGUGCCGGCUGUUCCUGUGACGCUCACCUUUGUCUGCUAGAGGUCUUCGUGUGAGAAGAGCAUCACAAAGUUGAGGAUGAAUUACCUAUCAUUUGUCAUCAACUGCAGAAUCUGUGACCUGAAAUAUUCCUCAGUAACUGUCAUGAAUGCCCCUUCGGCCACCUGGAGUUCAUUAUGUCUAUUUUGGUGUUGAUUAAGCAUGUAACUUCUGGUAUUUUUUUAUCACCUUGCAAUCAGUUUGUAUUUAUCUUUUUUUAUGAGUUUUACUGUCAUCUCUGGGUACUUAAUUCAUUUUUGUCAAUUUGCAAUGUGUUAUUUACAUUUAUGUAAAUGUAUAUUUUGAAGUAAACUUCGGGUUCUACCUAACCAUGGCUUAAAUUGGGUUUGUUAGGCAAAGAAAAGUUUUAACUAGAAAUGGGAUGGGUUUUGCUCCAAACAGUUGGCUUGUGAUCAUGAGUGGUGCUUUAUCUGUUUAUCAUGACGUCCAGACGUCAGUAGAAUUUCAUCGACAAUCUAAUCAGAACUGUUUCUGCCUGGCUGAUACUUACUUCAAGAACUGCUACUGCUAUAUUGACUUGAACAACAUUGAAUGUUAGCAACAGAAUAGAUUUUUUAAGAACUGAAUGCUUUAUGCCAUGCAUACAACUUCAUUUUAAUAAAUAUCUA